UAUCUAUCGAUAACUUAUCAGACCGAUAACUAAUUACACCAACACAAUUUGCUACCCUCUGCAACCAUGCCAAUAAAUUUUCCUAAAACGCAUUUAAAAUUCCACGAAAGCCACGGCCAAAACAUCGUACUGUCCCAAAAUAUGUCAACAGCUCGUCGUUUCGGAACCAACCAAAGUGGCCUAACAUUCAUAUCCAGCCCUGUUGCCCCAACACAAAAAAUCCAGUUCAAAAUUCUCGACGUUUCGCUCGAACGUAGCGACCUCAUCAGUAUCGGUUUCACGUCCUUUGACCCCGCCAAUCUUCAAUACGAUUGGCCAAACUGUACUCCAGAACAACUCAAACACACACCAGGAUUUUGGAUUUGUUCUCUUUCUAAGUAUUUUUGCACCAAAGACAAAACUAUAUUUUUCUACGCCACUCCUUCGGGUGUUCUCCACUAUGGGGCCAACGGUGAGGAGAAGGGCCGUUGUGACAAAAAAAUCGAAACUGGUCGCCCUCUAUGGGCCGUGAUAGACAUUUGGGGAACAUCCACCAAAAUUCAACUAAUUAACGAAUGUACAACUGGUUACUAUUUCACUCCUAAACCCCUCGAAAUCAACGAGCAAGUCCUCAUUAAAAUACUUUCCAGUGGUAGAAUUGUCCUCGGGGUGACUUCCUUUGACCCCAACCACGCUACCACUACGUUACCCCAAGACCCCAAAUUUUUAGUAGACCGACCCGAAUACUGGGUCCCUGUAGACGACCCAACUUGGCAUUUUACACGUUACGACGAAAUCAGCUUUAAAAUAAACGAAAAAGGCGAAAUGAAAAUUUGGAAAAACGACGUUUUAUUACUCAAAGUGGUCCACGUCGAUCACAGUAUUCCACUUUGGGGGUUUGUGCACUUGGGUUCAGUGGAAAAAAUUGAAAUGACCACUAGUUUAGACGCGGUACCAUCGACAUCAGUGGAGUCUAGUGGGUGUAAAAUGGUACCAAAGCAAAAACAAGGCACCGACUGUGUUAUUUGUUGUGAAAAAGAGACAGAAGCGGCGCUAUAUCCGUGCGGACAUAUGUGUUUGUGUUUCGAAUGUAUGCAACAGUGGCAGAGGAAUAGAGAGAGGAGGUGUCCGAUUUGUCGAGCGCCGGCUAAAGAUGUUAUAAAAAUUUACAAGUAAAUAAUUUAUUACAAAUUU
Messenger RNA from Tribolium castaneum (red flour beetle), 1173 nucleotides. RefSeq names its product protein neuralized-like. Gene Ontology annotation, molecular function: ubiquitin protein ligase activity. Lineage: Eukaryota; Metazoa; Arthropoda; Insecta; Coleoptera; Tenebrionidae. The record is from RefSeq and is a predicted model, not a curated record. The transcript is spliced from 2 exons. Bases 67 to 1155 code for a protein of 362 amino acids.